This is a messenger RNA of Sclerotinia trifoliorum, 1160 nucleotides long. Lineage: Eukaryota; Fungi; Ascomycota; Leotiomycetes; Helotiales; Sclerotiniaceae. The record is from the annotation of a GenBank genome assembly.
GUCAAGCUCUCGCCUCAACUUCAUUUGGCCACUCAGCACUUCAGAAGACAAUCUUUAUUUUACUCAUAAACCUCACAUAGUAGAGAUAAAUCUCGAAUCAUUUUCACACUGGCGAAUUGGUUUUGGUCAACAACCUCUAGAGCUGAGGUUGGAAAGAGAGCUCCUCGAGAGACAAUGGCAGAACCUGCCUCAUUCCCACAAACAUUAACUCCACAGUUUUGUUUCUCGACCGUUGCGCUAAGAGGUAUUUCAUUGUCUAUCCUAAUGUUAGACAUUACUAAAUCUAAUAUUUUCUAGAUUUUCUUCGUAUAUCUCGCGCCUCAGUCGACGAUAUUAUAACACAAAAUCUCAAUGCGCUCGUAACACCUUCAACAGAAGGUUUCGAUCCCUCAUCUACCUCAACCCGCAUUCCUCGAUUACCUCACUCAAAACAAAUACCUGCAGCUGCAUGCCAGCGUUUUAAAGACUCGGUUCUAUUUUCCUCGUGGCAGUCGAGAUCAGAUGUGUUGAAUUAUUGCGCUUCGGUUGCUACGAGUCCCGAUCCUGGUGAUCCGGAUUUGUUGGAGAGACAAGUGGAGAGUGCGAGGGAUAGAGAAAGACUGGUGGAUGAGAGGUUAGAUCCUUAUUCGGCGAGGUUCUUUCCUAAAGAGGCGCGGACGGAAAGGUUGGCUGCUAUUGUGAGACAGGAAAGAGGGGUGGAGAGUAUUGUAAGGGCGAGGAGUUGGGGUUUAGUGAGGGAAAGAUGUGGAGAGGAUACGGAGGAUUGUGAAGAAGCUCUAGAUCAAUGGAGGAAGAGGAGGGAAAAGAGUUAGUAAGACUGGUCAGUGUGUAUGGAGUGUAUGGAUGUAUGGAUGUAUGAUUGUACAGAAGCGGGAGUUUUGGACGGGCUUGGCAGACUAUACAAGCCUUAAAUGACUGUUAUGAAUGGAAAAAUGGGAGGGUCUUGUAUGAACAGUGAUAGAGAAACUAUCAACUCUAUUGGAUUCAGUAUGACACAUGGAAAAAUACCUCUAUCCUCCACCAUUGCACAGGAGUAAAACAUGAUGUAUACUAGGCAUAUCCAGUUAUUGGUAAGACAUCAGAAAGUUUGUGAAAUCAACCGUAGAUAGUUUUUGGCUGUAACUCAGAGAUCAAAUAAGGAAAAGAAUUAUUAGACGUGC